GGCAGAACCACUUUGACUCCAACUCAACUCCCCCACUUCCCCAAUUCUAAAAUCAAUUCUAUCCACCAAAAUGACAACCACAAUUCCCAUUCAACUCCAUCACAUACAGAGACAUACAUAACCUGCACCUCCAAGCGCCACACAAAGUACCUCACAUCCGACAGCUACAGCUACACCACACCACACUAAAUCCUACACCACACCUACAGCAAGCUACAGCACAGAUCAAAUCAACCAUGCCCCACAGCAGCGCCCGCACCAAAAGCAAGAACAAGAACACCAUCUCCAAGCGCCUCGAAGUCACCUCCGACGACGGCUGGACUCACGUCACCACCACCCACAAAGGGAAGAAUGCCCGUCGCCAGCAGCGAAAACCUGCCACAGAGGAUUCAAAUGCGAAUGCCCAAGAUGAAGAUAAACAGCGCUUCCUCGUCCCCGCCGAAGCACCGCGCAACUUGAACCUGGAAAAUCUCACGGCGCAAUUCGAGACGUAUCGCGAGAAAUGGAUCGGGUCGGCGACGUGUCGCGUGCUGAGGGAGACGGUGCAGGCUGCUCUCUCUGCGUCUGUGGAUGAUGAUGACGAUGAUAAAAAGGCAAUUGAGGUGAAGAAUAUCAUCUGCAUUGGACUCGGAAGUCCCAGUGGGUUUCUUCGCGGGGGUUGGGUCGAUCGGAGAAGUGUCUCCAUGUACCAACUCGCUGCAUUGACGACAACUAUAGAUCUAAUAGAUAAAGAAAUCCCAAUCUACGCCCAAGACCCCGUAUUCAACACCCUCGACAAAUCUCUUCUCUCCUCCCUCGGCGUCUCCGUCCUCGAUCACCCCGCCGCCUUCGACCUCGUCUCCCCACAUUCCUUCCUCUACUGCCCCGGCGCAGAACGAUCGCAUCUCGAACAAUUACUUCAACAUCGGCCUCGUCUGCUCUUCGGUGGUCCGCUCGAGGAUACCGAGUCCGAGGUGUUGAAUCGGUUUUGUGCGGAGACCGAGUCGAAACGGGUACCUGUGUUUGAGCUGCUGGAACAUGCCUUUUGGGAGAUGAGGGUUUAUCAUGGGUAGACGUGAAUAUCAAUAUGAGUAUACGGAUGGAUAUAUAUUGCAUGGGUUGGAGUAUACAAGGAAUGGAAUGAUUUGCAUAUCUGCAGAAACAAAGUCACAUUUUAAUAGCCAUGUCCAACACGUAACGAACCAUAAACAUCCUUGAAAGAAGGCCCCACGCUAUAUACACACAUGCAAUUAAGCAUAAAAAGAGCAA
Molecule: messenger RNA, 1248 nt
Organism: Aspergillus wentii DTO 134E9
Lineage: Eukaryota; Fungi; Ascomycota; Eurotiomycetes; Eurotiales; Aspergillaceae
Product: SRR1 family protein
Exons: 2
Coding region: 237-1052 (271 amino acids)
Source: RefSeq, a predicted model, not a curated record